Sinocyclocheilus anshuiensis is the source of this 1394-nucleotide messenger RNA. Its product is annotated as ammonium transporter Rh type C 1-like. Gene Ontology annotation, biological process: ammonium transmembrane transport; ammonium homeostasis. Gene Ontology annotation, cellular component: plasma membrane. The transcript has 10 exons. The coding region runs from base 1 to 1320 and encodes 439 amino acids. Gene Ontology annotation, molecular function: ammonium channel activity. The record is from RefSeq and is a predicted model, not a curated record. Lineage: Eukaryota; Metazoa; Chordata; Actinopteri; Cypriniformes; Cyprinidae.
AUGGCCAAAAACACCAAUAUUCGAAUCAGUCUCCCAGCAGUUUGCUUUGUCUGGCAGAUUGCAAUGAUUAUCCUGUUUGGUGUGUUCAUCCGUUAUAAUGAGGAGUCUGAGACUCGCUGGAUCGAACACAGAAGAAGGAAAAAUAUUUCCACAAAUUUAGAGAAUGACUUUUACUAUAGAUAUCCAAGUUUUCAGGAUGUGCAUGUAAUGAUCUUUGUUGGUUUUGGAUUUCUAAUGACCUUUCUGAAGCGUUAUAGUUUUGGUGGAGUUGGCUUCAAUUUUCUCAUCGCAGCUUUUGGAAUUCAAUGGGCUCUGCUGAUGCAAGGCUGGUUUCAUUACCUUGAUGAAAAUGAUGGGAAGAUAAAAAUUGGGGUUGAGAACCUAAUUAAUGCAGAUUUCUGUGUGGCCGGCUGUCUCAUUGCAUACGGCGCUUGCCUUGGAAAAGUCAGCCCAGUGCAACUGAUGGUUCUUACUCUAUUUGGAGUCACCCUGUUUGCUGUUGAGGAGUAUAUCAUUCUUGAACUCCUACAUGCAAAAGAUCCUGGUGGUUCCAUGGUCAUCCACACUUUUGGAGCAUAUUAUGGUUUGACCAUAUCUUGGGUCUUAUAUCGACCAAUGCUAUCGCAAAGCAGGCAUUUACAAGGAUCCGUUUACCACUCUGAUGUGUUUGCAAUGAUUGGCACUCUCUUUCUUUGGAUGUACUGGCCCAGUUUUAAUUCUGCUAUUGCAGAUCAUGGAGAUGGCCAGCACAGAGCUGUUAUAAAUACCUACCUCGCACUUGCUGCCUCAGUUCUCACUACCUUUGCCAUUUCAAGUAUCUCACAGAAACAUGGAAAACUCGACAUGGUACAUAUUCAGAAUGCUACCUUGGCUGGUGGUGUUGCGAUGGGAACAGCUUCAGAGUUCAUGAUUACCCCUUACGGCUCUCUGAUAGUGGGGUUCUGCUCGGGCAUUAUUUCCACGUUUGGAUAUCUCUUUGUGACUCCUUUUAUGGAAAAAACUCUCAAGAUACAAGACACUUGUGGAAUACAUAACCUACAUGCAAUGCCUGGAGUUAUAGGUGGUAUCAUUGGAGCAAUUACUGCAGCUUCUGCCAGUGAAUCAGUUUAUGGACAAGAAGGGUUGAUUAACACUUUCGACUUCAAGGAAGCCGUUGCUAACAGGACAGUCAACAUUCAGGGUGGUUACCAGGCAGCUGGUCUUUUUGUAGCAAUAGCAUUUGGCCUUGUAGGUGGAGCUUUGGUUGGUGGGAUAUUAAAGCUGCCAAUCUGGGGAGACCCAGCAGACGCCAACUGCUUUGAUGAUGAAGUUUACUGGUAGGUUCCUGAGGAUGAGGAUGAGAAUAUUCUCUCUAGACACCCAAACAUGAACCACACAAGAGGCAUGCCAGAUGC